This is a messenger RNA of Nezara viridula (southern green stink bug), 3292 nucleotides long. The record is from the annotation of a GenBank genome assembly. NCBI's taxonomy places the organism in Eukaryota, Metazoa, Arthropoda, Insecta, Hemiptera, Pentatomidae.
CCAUGUUGUGAAAGAACCUUUUUAUUUAUUUCCUUUUAUUGUAGUGGUCUGUGAUAAAGUUAUACCUGAAUUAAAAAGAUUUAUUCGUAAAAUAAUAUUACCUAACUUUUUUUAAGUGCUUUAAUUAAACGCAUCUGAUACAUCAGUGUUAUUCGCAUUUAUUCUGAAAUUAAUAUUUUUGUAAAAUGUCUAAACAGAAUUCCUGUAAGAAGGUUACUUUCUACCACAAUGUGAUAUUUUAGUUGAAAAGAUAUGUACCUCAAAUUAACCGAAUUAGUGAUUUAUCUUCAUAAUGGCUCAAAUUUUUUACACAACAGUUCCAAGCUCACCAUCUGCUCACCAGUCUAUUGAAGUAGAAAUUGAGCAAUUUUUGCAGACAACCGUUGUACUUAACACGGAUGUACAAGACAACAGUGUGGUUUUUGAAGAAGGAGAUUCAUUUCAAUGUGGAAGGUGUCAAAAUCAUUUUGCAUUUUUAGAAUUUAUUAUUCAUAAAAGAACUUGUCAAGGAGUUCAAUUUAAUCUUACUGAGGAGGAGACUGAAACUUUUUUAUCUCAGCCUCUUUCAUUGACUGCUGUAGAGGAUGAAUCCAUUAUUGACAAUAAUAAUCAGCAAAUAGUUAUUGGCAAUGGAGAAUUAUUUUCAUUUGCAGAGGAGUCAACACAAAAUGAAGUAUUGCAAGAGACUUUUCAGGAAAUCAGUCCAAUGGAAGAUGUGGAAUUUCAAACUUCUGUAGAUGUAUCUGAUUUAAAAACAAUAAGGAUAGUUGAAAAUGAUCAGUUGGAUAUUGGGCCUCUAAUAGGAGAAGACUUCAUUAUCGCUAAUAAUAAUAAAGAACCCACUGAAAUAAUACUUGCCGAAGGUAACAUUAACCGUUUAGAACUACCUCAAAUUGUUUCAUCGAUCGCUAAUGGAAGUGAAGAUUCUGAAAAUGUUAGACUAGAACUUCAGACUGAACCUGCCUUAACUAAUGUCAAAGAAAACGUUGCUACUGAAGAGCAAGUAGCAGAAGAAAGUAUUUUUGAAUCGAAUAUUCUUAAGUGUUCUGUUUGUGGAAAACAGUUUCGAAAGAACUUUGAUCUUCAGCAGCAUGUUAGGUCUCACACUGGGGAAAGACCUUUCCAGUGUGUUGUUUGUGGCAGAGGCUUUGCCCAAAAAUCAAAUGUCAUGAAACACAUGGCAACUCACAAGGUGUGGCCUAAACAGCUUUCUACUCUGCCACCUGUGCCUUCAAAUGUUGGUGAAAAUGAAGAAAGAUUGCUUAUUGAAAAAAUGUUUGCUUGCCAAUAUUGUACUUGUAUAUUUGAUAACUAUCAGGAUUUAAAAUCUCAUCGCAAAGAACACAUAAACCAAAAGGUUUAUAAAUGUGCACAAAAAUCAUGUCCUAUGACAUUUAAAGAACUGGAUGCAUUCCUUGAACACACUUUUUCUCAUACUGAAAAAGCAUCUUAUGAAUGCCAUAUUUGCCAUAAGGAAUUCAAAUCAUUGGAUGAUUUGGGGCAACACCAGAUAUUCCAUGAAGAGGGGAAAAUACCCGCUAAACAAGUAUCAUGCUGUAAAUGCCGUGCCAAGUUUAUGAGUAGUGAAUCACUAGAAAAACAUAUGCUCACUGACAGUCAUAAUUACCCUUGCCCAAGCUGUGAUAAAGUUUUUGCCUGUGAAAGAUUUCUUAGGAGGCACAUUAGUAUACACACUACUAAUAUGAAGUAUAGUUGCCCAGAAUGCAAAAAGCCAUUCAGAACUACUCAUUACCUCAAUAUGCAUAAGGUUAUUCACACAACCGAAAAACCUUAUAAUUGUACGAUAUGUCCUGCAUCGUUUAACCGAAGAGAUAAAUUGGCUAGACAUAAUUUGACUCAUGAAAAUGCAAAACGUUUUAAGUGUUAUGCCAAGACUGGUUGUGACAAGCAAUUCAACAGAAAAGACAAGCUGAAACAGCAUAUUUUAACUCACUUUGCUUGGAAAAAAUUUUCUUGUCAAUACUGUUCUAAGCCUUUAAGUAAUGUUUCUCAUGUUGAAAACCACGAAUUCCUAUGUUCUACUGCCUUGAAAAAAAAAGCCAAAGCCAAAGUUAACCGGGAAAGAAUAAAAAACAACAAUAUGCCGACUAUAGAAAUUGUUCUUUUUCCUCUUUCUGAACAUGAAAAUUUUCUGAUUCCUGAUCUUAUAGUUCUUUCAAAAGAUAACAAUAACCCAUCCGGUCUCACUGCCCUGCCAGCAAUAGAGCCAAAAAUGUCAACAACUUAAGUAAGGUACUUUUAAUUAAUUAAGUGAUCUAUAUUAUGUAUGCUACUCAUACAAUAGCUCCAGUGGAGGAGUAAGUAUAACCCUAUUUUAUGUGACCCUUGAAUUAAGUGUCUUUACAUAUUGAUCUCUUGAUACUCUCUUUUUAUUUUAUUUUCAAGCAUUCAUCUUUUAAUUAGUUAUACUCCAUCGAUCUCAGUUACUGUAGACCAUCACACAGUUCUUUUUCCUGUUCCCAUAAAAUAUUAUUUUUGGCACUUAAACGGGACCAAAGAAUCAUUGAAUACAGUAGUAAUAUGUAUUUCCAUAGAAAGAGUCGACUGAAGCCUGUUCUAUUCAUUUUUAAAUGUUUUUAGAUUUUAAUUUUAUUGUAAUUUUAGAAUUUUUUUAAUCAAGAAAUCCCUGGGUGGUAAUCCCACCAAUAAAAUAAAAAAGUCUUCUUUAAUCAUUAGUAAUCAGACUCCUCUAGUCAACUUGGGAAAACGUUCCAAUGUCUAAUUGUAUAUAUGCCUUAUCUGUGUGAUAAAUAUAUAUAUAUAUAUAUAUAUCAGUAGGUUACCUAUAGACGUAUUUAAGUUCUAGUGUUAAGUGUUAUAGUAAAAUGGCAUUAAAUUGGAAAGCAAUAUUUUUACCAAAUAACCAUAUGUUACUAAUGUUAAAGACCUGGAACACUGUAAUUCCUCUUUGUAUGUAAGUUAAUUAUUGUUUACUUUAAGAUAAUUUUAUGCGGCCUAAUAUUAUUUGAUCAUCGAAGGCAUUCUAUUAUGUUGUGUACAGUAACGUAUUGUUAGAUUCCUCUAUAUAUGAACUGUGGUUUACCAGAUGUACGUAUUUUGCCUAACUUAUUUGAAAACCUGUUUUUAGAAUUAUAUAAUAUAACUUGAAAUGAUUAAUUAACAAUGUGAUAAUUUUUUUCACAAAAUGUGAACUGAUUAAAUGUACUUUGCUUAUAUUUAUAUAAAUAUAUAUACACAUACAUAUAUUAUAUAUUGUCAUAUCAUUAUUUUCUAAGUCAUAAGUUGUUAUUUUGCAUCAUCUUUAUGUAGC